CUAACUGCUCAUUUCUUAGUUUGUCGGAAUAGGAUACCACUGGGUAUCAGCUAUCCAGCGCGGUUCGGCCGAUCGGGACAAUUCGGGCCCGGGAUAGCUACGGCCGCAAGGGAGGACCUCAGCUCGUCUAUCUCACCUCAGCUGCCAGCCCCUAGUAUUAGUCCUUCGUCACCCACGUUACCUUAUACGGUGUAUCGAAUCCCCUGUGAUUCCAACAAAAAUAUCUCGCAUUACUUACUCAGCCGUCUCCGUCAAAUUACCAUUACUUUGGGAGCUCGAAAGUUCACAAUGACAUCGAAAGUUAUCAAUGUUGCUAUUUUUGGCGCCACAGGCGAGUCUGCUGGCGCUAUCUUGGAUGGGUUGCUAGAGUCUACAAACCCGCGCUUUGAAGUGACAGCUUUGGCGCGUCUUUCGACAACCUCGAAGCCAGCCUAUCAGAAAUUGGCCUUGAAGGGCGUCAAAGUUGUUGCAGUUGACUUCGAAGGACCCGUAACUGAAGUCUCAAAGGCUUUGGAAGGACACGAUAUCGUCGUGGCCUCAGUCCCCCCAACCGCUGUGGAAGCUCAACUGGUCUUAGUGCACGCUGCUAAGCUUGCAGGCAUCAAGCGGUUCGUCCCUAGCGCUUUCGCUAUGGCCAUUGCUCCAAGCGGUGUUUCCAGCAAGGAUAAGAUUUACGCUGAGCUUUUUGCCAUCGGUUUAUCCUUUACUAUCAUUGACGUCGGUUGGUGGUACAACGGCUUCGUUCCUAAACUGCCUUCCGGACGGACAGACUACAUGAUGGUUCUUCCCGAAUUCAUGUGCAAUCUGAUUCCAGGUAAUGGUGACACAAAAACACACGUGGUCGCCUAUAACGAUAUUGGAAGGUUGGUAGCACGCAUCAUUGCAGAUCCCAAGACGAUCAAUAAGAAAAUAUUGGCUUCCGGAGCGGUCAUGUCUUUUAACGAGAUGUUCGAUAUUGCCGAAGAACUGUCAAGAGAGAAGACAAAAAGAAAAUAUGCUCCAGCCGAACAUCUUCGAUCUAUGAUCAACCAUUUCGACACACAGCUCACAUUGAGUCCGGAGGAUCGCACUCUUCACAUGGGGAAAAUUUGCAUGGAGUACUACUAUUCGUCUUUUGUGGAUGGAGACAAUAGCCCGGAUGGAGUCGCACGCUUAGGGUAUGUUCUUGCUACGGAGUUGUACCAUGAUUUUCAGCCGACUACCUUUCGACAAUUCUUUCAAGACGUACUGGAGAGCAAGGCAAGAGUGCCGUACUCCGAUAGGCAGUAGAAACGAAAGAAGCAAAUUGAAAUACAUCGAC
Colletotrichum destructivum is the source of this 1300-nucleotide messenger RNA. RefSeq names its product Putative NmrA-like domain, NAD(P)-binding domain superfamily. Lineage: Eukaryota; Fungi; Ascomycota; Sordariomycetes; Glomerellales; Glomerellaceae. The transcript has 5 exons. Bases 289 to 1269 code for a protein of 326 amino acids. The record is from RefSeq and is a predicted model, not a curated record.